AUGCAGUUUUCCUUUGAGCAGAGUGCACCACAGAAAAUAACCCCAGCCUCAAACAUCCACUAUGAGGACUUUUCUAUUCUGUCUUUUAUGACGAGAAAAGAUCAUUACGAGUGGGUGGAGUUGUAUGCUAAAGAACAGUUGUUUUCAUCUGUGAAAUCUUGUCUGAACUAUAAAGGAUUUCAUGAAUAUGGAUUCCACUUAUUAUCACUCACUCCAAGGCCCUUGUUGGAGAUCAGAACAAAUGAUAAUAGACCAAUUCAUUCCCUUCCUUGGGGGAACUCCACGGCCUUGGAGUACUUUCUAAGGUAGGUACAGAGUCCGGGGGGGGGUACUUUAGGAAUUUUUGGGUGGGGAUGUGCCGCUGGGAUCCUGGAACCCUUAGCCUAUACCAGAGCUAGUUCAAGUGAAUUUUGCUACCCUAUACUAGAGUAAACUCCCCCAAUCCCCCCUAUCUUAGAGUUGCUGUUUUUAAAAAACUACUGAGGUUACUACAACAGUCCAGUUAAAACAGAACCGAUUUGAAUUUUUUAUAUUUUGAAGUGGCAAUUCCCGGUUUCCCUAGUCUAGACUCAAAUCUUGACCAACUGAUCAGUUUCCUGGAAAAUGAUAAGCUAUCCUAGACCCAAACUCUCUGAUUUGUAUCCCUGUCCCAGAGUAAACUGCUUGAAAACCAUACACAGCGCACAUACCUAUAUGGCUAUAUGUGGCAGUCCCCCCCCCCCCCCUCCUGGGGUACUGAGGAGAUUCACCCAACCUCGUCCCCAUCAUACAUUUACGCUCUUUAUCAAAAAGUUCACCGAAGGGAUGACAGAAUGAGCCUCAGCUGGGAACUUCUUAGUAUUCAAAUGUUUUCAGCUGGUUUUUUAGAAGGAAAACGGGAGUUCCGUAGCUUAGAAUGCGCAUCAAAGCAAUGGGAUAUUCUAUCUAAGUUCAAAAUUUGAAAGACAAUUCUCCAGAAUUGACCGUUUUGUAGAACGAAAUUAAAAUUGAGAGAUACAUCGCGCUGUCUUAAAUAAAACACGCUAAAUAGGUUUCUAAGGAGGUCUUUUAACAUUGACUUUUUUUAAUUAUCACCCUACAGAACUAUUCCCAAAGAAAUUGAAACAAAGGUUGGGUGUGACCCCUUUGUGAUCGUUAUCGAAGAUAUUGACAACGAAGCAGGCUGCAGCAGAAUGUGUGCUAGCCUGAUUGAGAAGCUCUGCCAAAGCCUGCAGAUGAGGUAA
Porites evermanni is the source of this 1223-nucleotide messenger RNA. Lineage: Eukaryota; Metazoa; Cnidaria; Anthozoa; Scleractinia; Poritidae. The record is from the annotation of a GenBank genome assembly.